This is a messenger RNA of Ctenopharyngodon idella (grass carp), 3086 nucleotides long. RefSeq names its product phosphoribosyl transferase domain containing 1a (gene prtfdc1a). Gene Ontology annotation, biological process: GMP salvage; IMP salvage; purine ribonucleoside salvage. Lineage: Eukaryota; Metazoa; Chordata; Actinopteri; Cypriniformes; Xenocyprididae. The record is from RefSeq and is a predicted model, not a curated record. The transcript is spliced from 9 exons. Gene Ontology annotation, molecular function: magnesium ion binding; hypoxanthine phosphoribosyltransferase activity. Bases 67 to 744 code for a protein of 225 amino acids.
AGUGGGUGGGUGCACAAACAUCUCGUCCUCUCUCAGGAAGCAUCAGUUUAAUGCACUUUCGCACAUAUGACCACUGACAUGGCAGCUGACCAGAGAAAAGAACCAGGCGUUGUGAUUAAAGACGGAUGGUCAGGUUACAGUUUGGAGCUGUUUAAUUAUCCUGAGCAUUACCAGGGUGAUCUGGAGUGUGUGUACAUCCCUAAUGGAGUCAUUAUGAACAGGAUUGAGUGUCUGGCCAGAGACAUCCUUGAAGACAUCGGGCAUCAUGACUUGAUGGUUCUGUGUGUUCUGAAGGGAGGAUACAAGUUCUGUUCUGACCUGGUGGAGUCGAUCAAAGCUCAGAGUCGCAGCGCCAACAGAAGACUGACCACCAGAGUAGAGUUCAUCCGUUUUAAGAGCUAUCUGAAUGACCAGUCCACUGAAGAUCUGCACAUUAUUGGACCAGACGACCUCUCCGUGCUGAAAGGAAAGAAUGUCUUGAUAGUGGAGGCAAUAGUGGAUACAGGAAAGACAAUGAGAGCCCUUCUACAGCACGUGGAGACAUUCCAGCCCAAAAUGGUUAAAGUUGCAGGGCUGCUGGUGAAGAGGGUUCCUCACGGGGCGGCAGAGCUCCCUGACUAUGUUGGGUUUGUUAUUCCCAAUCGUUUUGUGGUGGGUUACGCUCUGGACUACAAUGAGUACUUCAGGGACCUCAAUCACAUCUGCGUCAUCAGUGAGACGGGGAAACAGAAAUAUAAAGUGUGACAAAACUGCUUUCAAGAGGAAUGGACAUUUAUAUUACCGUAACGGAUGAAAAACUCAUUCUGACACAAGAUUACUGUGUUCUCAAAUAAGAGAUCUGAUAUCUGUAACUGACAUGCUGAAUUAUGUUUGAAAUAUUAUAUAAUGUGUUUUGCAUGUAUUGGGUAAAGUCACAUCGCAAUACUAACGUGAUAUGAUGUGGAAAACAGACUUACUCUCUUCCAAUUUAUAUUCUGUAUCAGUGUAAGAGCCCAGCUGUUCAUUGAGCCCAUCCAUGCCAAUGAAGACAUCCUAUGCUUUUCCUAUGUAGGGUUGUAGGGAUGCAGGAGCUUAUCCCAACAUCACGGGCAUCAAAAAUAUGUUAAUAUAAAUAACAAAAAUUUGGACAGUAUAGCUAUAUACACACACAAUUUUAUUUUUGCAUCUUUGCAAAAAUGUAAAAAUGUUACAGGUGAUAAAAAAAAGCUUAAAACCUAACAACUGAAAAGGCAAGGAAAAAUAUAGAUAGAUAGAUAGAUAGAUAGAUCAUCUAUUAUACUGUAUAUUAUAUCAUAUUUAUUAUAUGUUAGUUCAUACUUUGAUAUAAUUUCAUAUGCAAGAUUUCUUUUUUCUUUAUUAAAAGUCAGUUUAUUUCUGUUUAACUUUAUUUCUCAAUGUUUAUAAAUUCAUCCACAAUUCAUACAGUACAACACAUGUAACUGAGGUAAAAGACAGAAAGAGUUGCUAACAUGUUUUAGCAUGUUGCUAGCAUGUUUCUGACAUGAUUUAACACUUUGCUAACAUUUUAGCAUGUUGCUGAUGAUAGAUAGAUAGAUAGAUAGAUAGAUAGAUAGAAUCAUUAAUUUAGGCUAUUGUAAACAUAUUUAUUAUAUGUUAGUUCAAACUUAGAUAUAAUUUCAUAUGCAAGAGUCCAUGUUUAUUUCUGUUCAACUUUAUUUCUCAAUGUUCAUCCAAAAUUCAUACAGUACAACACAUGCAACUGAGGUAAAAGGAGUUUCUAACAUGUUUUAGCAUAUUGCUAGCAUGUUUAGCUGGUCACUAGCAUGUUUCUAACGUGAUUUAACACUUUGCUAACAUGUUUCUAACAUGUUUUAACACAUUGCUAGCAUGUUUUAGCAUGUUGAUAGCAUGUUUCUAACAUGCUUUAACACUUUGCUAGCAUGUUUUAGCAUUUUGCUAGCAUGUUUCUGAUUUAGCACUUUGCUAACAUGUUUCUAACAUGUUUUAACACACUGCUAGCAUGUUGCUAACAUGUUUCUAACAUGAUUUAGCACAUUGCUAGCAUGUUUCUGACAUGAUUUAACACUUUGCUAACAUUUUAGCAUGUUGCUGAUAGAUAGAUAGAUAGAUAGAUAGAUAGAUAGAUAGAUAGAUAGAUUAGACUAGUGUAAACAUAUUAUAUGUUAGUUCAAACUUUGAUAAUUUUAUAUGCAAGAUAUCCUUUUUCAUAAUUAAAAGUCAAUGUUUAUUUCUGUUCAACUUUAUUUCUCAAUGUUCAUCCAAAAUUCAUACAGUACAACACAUGUAACUGAGGUAAAAGAAGGCUUGAAGUCCAAAAGUCAUUGAAAAGUGUAAAUAAGUGGGGGGAAAAAGAAAAUGGUUCAAGGAUCAAAAUUAAUGAAAAACAUUAUGUUAACUGACCCCAAACCUUUGUGGUUGUUUAGGGGUUACCCAAAUGAAAAGGUUGGGUGACACCAAUUUAGCGCAUACAGAACAUACGCAGUGUAUCUGGCUCUAUUUCAAGGUUAAUCAUUUUCUUAAUUAGCAUUUAAGCACUGCCCCAAUCCCCCAAAAUCAUGCUGUCCAAUACACCCAAACUGUGUUAGAUAGAUAGAUGACUUUAACUUUUUUUGUUGGGUUCCAGAAGGAAAAAAAAAAUAAAAAUGUGCUAAAUAAAGAACAUCUGAACAGCCCUGAAUCAAGAUGAUUUAUUAAAAAUUUCUAUUGAAACUUUGAAUGGUGUAAUUUUCCCAGUGUCUGGCCUGGGGUUUGACCUCUUUGUCAGCAUACAACUAGACAAGACCGACAUGAGGGUUUGAUUUACUUUACAACCUGCUGUGGUUAUCUCACAUCUCAGACAAGCACUGAAUGCACUGAAAAUUUACUGCUAAUACAGAACUCAAAGCUGAUGUUCCCUGAGAAUCCUGAAAAAACUCAUUGCUCAUCUGUUUUGGAUCUGCUGUCUUACAGGCAAUCCGCUUAAAAAAGUCUGGCUCUUUAAUUCAAGUAAUAAGUAGCAAAAAAAGGCUGCUAACACCUCCAAGGGUGUUAUAUAAUGCAACCCAAAGCAACAUUACAGUGAUUCUUCUUACACAUUACAUUAAAUCUGAAACUAUUUGCACUAU